CACCUCAUCAGCCACCAACGCAUCCACACAGGAGAGAAGCCCUGCAAGUGUCUAGAGUGUGGGAAGAGCUUCAUUUCGCGCUCAGCUCUCGUCAGCCACCAAUGCAUCCACACAGGAGAGAAGCACUUCAAGUGCCUGGAGUGUGGGAAGAGCUUCAGCUCGAGCUCAGACCUCAUCAAGCCCCAACGCAUCCACACAGGAGAGAAGCCCUUCACGUGCCUGGAGAGUGGGAAGAGCUUCAGCUCGAGCUCAGACCUCAUCAAGCACCAACGCAUCCACACAGGAGAGAAGCACUUCAAGUGCCUGGAGUGCGGGAAGAGCUUCACCAGGAGCACGCUCCUCCUGUAUCACAGGUUGAAGCACGCCAAUGAGAAGCACUUUCCCUGCACCAC
Messenger RNA from Apaloderma vittatum (bar-tailed trogon), 392 nucleotides. Its product is annotated as zinc finger protein 664-like. The record is from RefSeq and is a predicted model, not a curated record. Gene Ontology annotation, biological process: regulation of transcription by RNA polymerase II. The transcript has a single exon. Gene Ontology annotation, molecular function: DNA-binding transcription factor activity, RNA polymerase II-specific; RNA polymerase II cis-regulatory region sequence-specific DNA binding. Lineage: Eukaryota; Metazoa; Chordata; Aves; Trogoniformes; Trogonidae. The annotation marks the transcript as partial.